GUUUACAUUGAGAAGGGGAGAGAAACACAAAUACGUGUUCUUUUGGGCAAAUUAUUUAUCAGAGAAAAACAACGAAAAGUUCCAGCAACUGUCGCGAUAAUAAACGACAAGUCGCAGUGCAGCAGCGGCGAAGGGCAGAACGUAAAAUCAGCUACUCAGCUGACCGGAAAGCUCGCAGUUUAGGUGCCGAGAAGAAGCGACGACGUGGAAAAACACCAGAAAAAAAGUGACAAGAAAGAAGUGCGAUGUGUGGCAUAUUCGCUUACCUGAAUUACCUGACGCCCAAGUCGAGGCAGGAGGUGCUGGAUCUCCUGCUGCAGGGUCUGAAGCGGCUCGAGUACCGAGGCUACGACUCCACGGGCAUCGCCAUCGAUGAUCCAAAUGCGCCGCCGGACAACCAUUCCAUUGUCAUGGUGAAGAGAACGGGCAAAGUCAAGGUCCUGGAGGAUGCCAUAGCGGAGAUUUGUCGGGGCGAAGGCUACACGCAGCCAAUAGACACACACAUUGGAAUAGCCCACACUCGCUGGGCCACCCACGGUGUGCCCUCCGAGCUCAACUCGCAUCCCCAGCGCUCCGACCAGGAGAAUAGCUUUGUGGUGGUGCACAAUGGCAUCAUCACCAACUACAAGGACGUCAAGACACUCCUCGAGAAGCGCGGCUACGUCUUUGAGUCCGACACGGACACCGAGGUGAUAGCCAAGCUGGUCCACCACCUGUGGCAGCAGCAUCCGGGCUACACCUUUGGGGAACUCGUGGAGCAGGCCAUUCAGCAGCUGGAGGGAGCCUUUGCCAUUGCAUUUAAGUCCAAACACUUCCCCGGAGAGUGUGUGGCCUCCCGGAGAGGAUCCCCCUUGCUGGUGGGAAUCAAGGCCAAGACCAAGCUCGCGACGGACCACAUACCCAUCAUGUAUGCCAAGGCGCACCGCCCCCAUGGCCAGCCGCAGCAGCAGGCCUACCAAGUAAUCCCUCCCGGGGACUGCAACGCCGAGUUCCAGCCUCUGGAGCGCAAGGAAGUGGAGUACUUCUUCGCCUCCGAUGCUUCAGCUGUGAUAGAGCACACCAACCGGGUCAUCUACCUUGAGGACGACGACGUGGCGGCCGUCAAGCAGGACGGGACCCUCAGCAUCCAUCGGCUGAACAAGUCCUCCGACGACCCGCAUGCCCGGGAAAUCAUUACCCUGAAAAUGGAGAUCCAGCAGAUAAUGAAGGGCAACUACGAUUACUUCAUGCUGAAGGAGAUCUUCGAGCAGCCGGAAUCCGUGGUGAACACCAUGCGUGGGCGGAUGAGGUUCGAUACCCAGUCGGUUGUACUGGGAGGCAUCAAGGAGUACAUCCCAGAGAUCAAGCGAUGCCGCCGCCUGAUGCUCAUCGCCUGUGGCACGUCCUACCACAGCGCCGUAGCCACCAGACAGCUUCUGGAAGAGCUCACGGAGUUGCCCGUCGUUGUGGAGCUGGCCUCUGAUUUUCUGGACAGGAACACUCCCAUUUUCCGGGACGACGUGUGCUUCUUUAUCUCGCAGUCCGGCGAAACAGCAGACACCCUGAUGGCGCUCCGGUACUGCAAGCAGAGAGGAGCCCUGAUCGUCGGCAUCACCAACACAGUGGGCAGCAGCAUCUGCAGGGAGUCGCACUGUGGCGUGCACAUCAACGCAGGACCCGAGAUCGGUGUAGCCUCCACCAAGGCCUACACUUCGCAGUUCAUUUCCCUUGUGAUGUUCGCGCUGGUCAUGUCGGAGGAUCGUCUCUCGCUCCAGCAGCGAAGGCUGGAGAUAAUUUCCGGUCUCUCGCAGCUGGACGAGCACAUCCGCACUGUUCUCCAGUUGAACUCGCAGGUGCAGGAGUUGGCUAAGGAGCUCUACCAGCACAAGUCGCUGCUCAUCAUGGGCAGGGGCUUCAACUUUGCCACCUGUCUGGAGGGAGCCUUGAAAGUGAAGGAGCUGACGUACAUGCACAGCGAAGGCAUCCUGGCCGGUGAGCUGAAACACGGACCCCUGGCCCUGGUGGACGAUGAGAUGCCCGUGCUGAUGAUCGUCCUGCGGGAUCCUGUUUACACCAAGUGCAUGAACGCCCUGCAACAGGUGACUUCGCGCAAAGGAAGACCCAUCCUGAUUUGCGAGGAGGGAGACACAGAAACCAUGUCCUUCUCCACCCGUUCGUUGCAGAUUCCUCGCACAGUGGACUGCCUACAGGGUAUCCUUACCGUCAUCCCGCUGCAGCUGCUGUCCUACCACAUCGCCGUGCUCCGAGGAUGCGACGUGGACUGCCCCAGGAAUCUGGCAAAGUCCGUUACCGUAGAAUAGGCACUCUUGGCCCAGAUCGCCAUAAUCAAGAAUUCCAUUUUAUUAUCUGCCAGAGGGUAGCGACCCCGUAGACUUAAGCUAAAAUCUUUUUGUAUUCGCGCGGAUGUUCAUCCGGCCUUUCUCAACUUAACCCACUGUGCCCCUCGGCCCAAGCCGAACCUGUUAACCCCCUACUGUUUGUCUCGUUUGUCUUGUAAAGCAAUUACUUAGUGUGGAUGUGCAAUUUAAAUAUAUAUAUUUCCUUAUUUCCUUUGAAAA
This is a messenger RNA of Drosophila bipectinata, 2558 nucleotides long. It is a transcript of the gene Gfat2, whose product is annotated as Glutamine:fructose-6-phosphate aminotransferase 2. Gene Ontology annotation, molecular function: carbohydrate derivative binding; L-glutamine:D-fructose-6-phosphate transaminase (isomerizing) activity. NCBI's taxonomy places the organism in Eukaryota, Metazoa, Arthropoda, Insecta, Diptera, Drosophilidae. The record is from RefSeq and is a predicted model, not a curated record. Gene Ontology annotation, biological process: fructose 6-phosphate metabolic process; carbohydrate derivative biosynthetic process; UDP-N-acetylglucosamine metabolic process.